GACAAACAUAUGAGGAGUCUAGUGCUCAUGGGGCGAACAAGCCAAUUACCUUGUUUUGAGUUACAGGCCUUCAAAGUUAAGCAUUGCAAAAACAUACUGAAAAACACAUAUGGCAAUAUCACCAUACACCAGUAGAAAGUUUCCAGCUAGACAAAUUCGAUGGAAUCAGUGUCUGUGUGAAACUGUGUUCAUUAUUAAAAGAAAAGAAAACACAAACACGAAUGGGUGUUUUUCUUUUAUUAAUGCAUGUUUAUUAUCCGAUUUAAUCCAAACUCAGGAAAUUAAGAGAAAAUGCUGUAACUAACAGCCAGCUUAAACUUCAAGCCAAAAUUUCCAUACAAAGGUGUUUUAUGAGGUUUACUAGUGGUCUUCGCCCUUAGAGCCCUGAUACAGCCGACUUCAUCAUUCACUCUGCAAACAGCAAAACACGCUACCUUCACCACCCUUCUACUGGGUCAUAGAGACCGAUUUCCCAUUUUCACGUCCGUAGAGGGUUGCACAGUGCUUCCAACUAGCGGAAACAGGCGAAAAGGGGGCGGGCUUAGCGGGAGGGGCAGCAUAUAAACCCUCGAGGAACAGGGAGGCAGCACACAUCUCCAGUGUACGAACAAGCUCACCAGGACACCCCAGCGGAGCCAUGAUGUUCUCUCUCCUGCUGGUGGCUGGUCUGGUGGCCACGUCCCUCUCAAGCCCAUUCCCUGCCGUCCGUGAAUACCCUCGCCUCGAGUGUUCCGAGGGAUGGGCGCUCAUAGACCGGACUUGCUUCCUGUUUGCUGAUGACUCUGGGACUUGGGAUGAGGGCCAGUCCUUCUGCAACCAACGGGGCGCCACGCUGGCCACCAUCUCGAGCCAAACACAGCAGGACGCCGUAACUGCCAUGCUGAGCCAGAGUGUGUGGAUCGGCCUCAAUGACCGGAAGGAGGAAAAUACUUUCGUCUGGGCUGACGGGUCGGAUUACAACUACGCCAGCUGGAAUGACGAAAAUCCCAGCAACUUUCAAGACGCUGAGCACUGCGUGGAGAGUCGAAAGUCCUAUGGCUACUUGUGGAACGACAACAGCUGUAACAAUACCAUGAAGUUCCUGUGCAGCAAGCCACCUGAGUUAGUCAUCACAGCAAACAAGACGGCCACCACCACCACCACCACCACACCCGCCCCCGUGUGUGAGGAAGGCUGGGAGAUGUUUGAGGACACUAUGUGCUACAAGGUGAGCGACGGACUGGCUUCGUGGCCAAGAGCCCGCGAAGCCUGUCUUGCCCAGUACGCCCAGCUGGCCGCCGUCACCUCUAAGGGACAACAGAACUUCCUGGCUGCACGCCUCACCGGCAACACCUGGAUCGGCCUGAAUGACGAGGUGAAGGAGGGAACCUUCACCUGGCAGGACGGCACGGAGCCCGGAUACACCAACUGGGAUGAAGAUCAGCCCGACAACUAUUUGCACUCCAAGAAUGAAGAUGCAGCCGAGAACUGCGUCGAGAUAAGGCCUCCGUUUGGCUACAGGUGGAAUGACCAAAUGUGUCAUAUUAAAAAACAGUUCGUGUGCCAGAAGCCUCCUAGUAAGACCUGUGUCCUUCCCACGAGCCUGUCAGCCAGUCAGAAACACUGAAGCCGCACCAUCGGCCGCGUCUAAUACAGCAAUGAUAGAAGAAGAACUGUAACGGGGCUAUUCACCGACAGCCUUUAUUUGAUUAUUUUUCAGUAUCUUUAAGCAGUAACACACCUGGAUUCCUCGAGAUUCCACUGAUACUGUAACAACACUUGGUGUCAUAUAUUACAUGUUAACUGUGCCUAGUUUCACUGAUACUAACUAGCGUCAUCAAUGUUGAUUAUUUUUUCCGUUGUUGAUUGGCUGGUGGAAAAGAUUUCCCUUGACAACCCUUGCUGUAACUGACACAAUUUGUAACUACUUUAUCCUUUUGUACGUGUUACCAAAGCAUGCAUAACAUUAUUUUUUCCGUUGUUGAUUGGCUGGUGGAAAAGAUUUCCCUCGACAACCCUUGCUGUAACUGACACAAUUUGUAAAUACCUUAUCCUUUUGUACGUGUUACCAAAGCAUGCAUAACAUCACUGUGUUCCUUGACAGUUGUUGCCGGUGUUGAAGUGGAUCACACGAAUAUAAUACAUUUCAACGCGUUGGUUGUCAACGCUUCUUCCUGACUGGGUACGAAGCAAUGUGUGGGUGAACAGAAAUAUAUUACUCACAACUCUGCAAUUACAGAGUUCGAUAAAGU
Messenger RNA from Eriocheir sinensis (Chinese mitten crab), 2231 nucleotides. RefSeq names its product macrophage mannose receptor 1-like. The transcript is spliced from 7 exons. Lineage: Eukaryota; Metazoa; Arthropoda; Malacostraca; Decapoda; Varunidae. The record is from RefSeq and is a predicted model, not a curated record. Gene Ontology annotation, molecular function: signaling receptor activity. Bases 638 to 1606 code for a protein of 322 amino acids.